AAUUCGCGCCAGAUGUAGUAAAUAAAACCUUUGGCUUAAGACAGGCAGGGGACAGGCAAUAAAGCCAUAUUUUGAGAGCGUCUAUGUUACGUUUAACAAUGCGUAAACUCAAGAACGAAGUCGUAGAAAUGGCGGAAGGUGUGAAACCGAAGCGAAAGAGGCAGAAGACGCGUGCAAAGGAGGAGCCCAUGCGUGCUGUAUCCCUUUCCACCUAUCACACCUUUCCGGACCCUGCUGACAUUGCCCACUUGCGGACUCACCUGCUGAGCUGGUACGACUUGGAGAAACGAGAACUGCCAUGGAGGACUCUGGCAUUGACCGAGGAUGACAUCAACAAAAGGACAUAUGCAGUGUGGGUGUCUGAGAUCAUGCUGCAGCAGACCCAGGUUGCCACGGUGAUAGACUAUUACAACAAAUGGAUGAAGCGCUGGCCCACGGUGUCAGAUCUUGCAGCUGCAACACUAGAGGAAGUCAAUCAGAUGUGGGCAGGCCUUGGCUACUAUUCAAGAGGGAAACGUCUUCAUGAAGGCGCCCAAAAGGUGGUGUCCAAGCUUGACGGACAGAUGCCUGUCACGGUAGACAGCUUGCUGAGACAACUACCAGGAGUUGGCCGUUACACCGCUGCAGCCAUUGGCUCCAUUGCGCUGGGACAUGUUACUGGAGCUGUGGAUGGCAAUGUGAUUCGGGUUCUGUGUCGCAUGAGGGCCAUCGGGGCCGACUGCACGAGUCCUACAGUCACAGAGACACUUUGGGGUCUGGCUAAUACGUUGGUGGACUCUGAGCGCCCAGGGGACUUCAACCAAGCCAUGAUGGAGCUAGGGGCUCGAAUCUGCACCCCCAAGGCUCCUCUUUGCAACCAGUGUCCUGUGCGUUCUUUCUGCCACUCAUUCCGCAAGGUUCAUGUCAAACAAGAGAAAACCUCCAGGAAGCUGUUGGUGAAAAAAGACGUGAAACCUCCGGUAUUCCCUGACAUAGAAGACUGUGGGACAGAUGGAAGAUGUCCUCUGUGCCCGUCCGAGCCUUGGGAUGAGGAACUGGGGGUCCAAAACUUCCCAAGAAAGCCAGCAAAGAAGCCCCCCAGAGUGGAGCGAACCUUAACCUGCGUGGUGACCCAACACGGGGAAGAAGGCGAGGAGGCGUUUCUGCUCAUGCAAAGACCAGAUAAAGGUUUGCUGGCAGGAUUGUGGGAAUUUCCCAGUCGGCUGUUAGAGGAGGAUAUGUUGGAGAAGGAACACAAGGGGGUGCUGUGUGCUGACCUUAGCAGCCUCUUGGGAGUACAAGUGAUUGACAGCUCUCUCCAGUAUGUGGGAGAUGUGGUCCACGUCUUCUCACACAUCCACCAGACAUAUGUUGUUUACACUUUGUGUCUAAGAGAUGCUGUCAUGCCAACGCAGACUGAGAACACACAAUGGCUCAGCAGGUCGGCGCUGCAUGAAGCCGCUGUGUCUACGGGGGUGAAAAAGAUUGUCAAGCUCUGUGACUCUGUGGGCCUUCAGUCGGAACACACGUCUCUGGAUGGCAAGAGGGGAAAGAGCGCUGAGAAAAAAGACGGCAAGAAAGGAAAGAGGGGCACAAAGAAAAACAUUUUUAAGAGUAACGGUAGCAAAAAACAGCUGUCACUCACGUCUUUCUUUGGGACAGCAAGGCAGGAACCUUGAUGAAAGUUCUAAAUGGUACAUUACUACAUCCAUUUAUAAAACAAGAUUAUAUCUACUUUUAUGUUUUUAAAUCAUGCUCGUAGUAGUCACUUGUUUUUAAAAAGUAAUAUUACAGUGUUUUGGGUAUGUGUGUUUUAUUAGCACUAGACAGUUGUCAUGAUAAUUUUGCAAGUGUCAUUGUGUACAUUUCAUAGUCUUACAGACAAUAAAUAUCUUGAAAAUAUUUAUUUUGUGUGUUUUGGCUGAUAGAUUUUUGGUGUAUGACGGGAAUGAGAUCAGAAAUUUGGGUAAUAUACA
Molecule: messenger RNA, 1955 nt
Organism: Doryrhamphus excisus (bluestripe pipefish)
Lineage: Eukaryota; Metazoa; Chordata; Actinopteri; Syngnathiformes; Syngnathidae
Source: RefSeq, a predicted model, not a curated record